Mercenaria mercenaria is the source of this 3360-nucleotide messenger RNA. Its product is annotated as QRFP-like peptide receptor. The record is from RefSeq and is a predicted model, not a curated record. Bases 650 to 2158 code for a protein of 502 amino acids. Gene Ontology annotation, cellular component: membrane. The transcript has 3 exons. Gene Ontology annotation, molecular function: G protein-coupled receptor activity. NCBI's taxonomy places the organism in Eukaryota, Metazoa, Mollusca, Bivalvia, Venerida, Veneridae. Gene Ontology annotation, biological process: G protein-coupled receptor signaling pathway.
UGGUGGUAAUAAACUGACUCAAAACAUGAUUAAAGAAAUCGGAAGUUACCUGUUUUGUAUAAAGUAUAACAUGUAAACAAUUUCUGUUAUCUAAAACUGUCCGUGGUGUUUUUCUCCAUAAAUAUUAAUAGUUUUGUUUGAUGUGAGUAAGAUACCCGCAGAAUAUUCAAUUAUUACUUUUUUCAAAAAUACUGUCAUCUAGUCACACCGGUAUAAAGCUUCUUGGCGCAUGAAUUUCCAAUAGUUGUCAGGCAGAGCGUUUCUCGACGGACGGAUUGAAAUACCAUCUGAUGAAAAUUGAUGAAAUGCUACAAUAGUGUCAUAACACCGCGAAAAAUCAGUUCUAUAAAGUUGUAUUUGGAUAAAAGAAAAAUAGCACUAAUUAAAAUCUUCGUUUGCUGAAUAGAUUAGCGCUCAAGAGUUUAGGAGAGAAAUCGAUUUAGAUAAUUACUUAAAAACAAACUCAUUCUUUACCUCUGACACACGUUCUGAAUAUUUUUUGAGAACGUGUUUGGAACGUUUUUCUUUGAGGAGAAAUUAAUCUAACUGCGUUUUAACAAACUUUCAUACGUUUAUAACGUUACUUUCCUUGGUAAAUAUUUUUAUUAUAAUUUACACAAUUUGCUGUCAAACGUUUAAUCCAAAGAAUAUGGAAAUAAAUUAUACAUUAGAAGAUCAGUCUGAAAAUGUUUCUGAUGGAAAAUAUGUGUUUAAUACCGGAAGUAUAUGUGAAAAAGCGACCGCCUACCACCAGGAUUACACUCAACUUACACCAGUUACAAUUGCCGUAGUUAUAUGCUAUAUAUUCGUGGUAGUUUUAGCUGUUCUUGGAAAUUUACUGGUGAUUUGGACAGUUUGGCGAAACUGUAGCAUGCACACGGUCACAAACUACUAUAUUGUCAAUUUAGCCAUCUCUGACCUACUGGUGGCAUCUAUUGUUAUGCCGCUGAAACUUCUUGAGUAUACUGCAGACUGUGAGUGGCAUAUUUUCAAGAGUGAUGGGCUCUGCUCAGUUGUAUAUUACUUACUACCUAUAUUUGUGUUCGCAAGUGUACUUACCUUGGCGGCAAUUUCAAUUGAAAGAUACUAUGCCAUUGUACAUCCACUGUCUGCGAUGAAGAUUAACAGCAAAUCUAGAACACGCAAGAUUAUCGCAUGUACCUGGAUCAUCCCAAUUAUUGUAGCAAGUCCAUUUGUCUACUGUAGAAGCAUGGCUUUUACAAUAUUCAGCGAAUACGGACAGAUAUCUCGUGAAAUUUGCAACGAUAGGUUUGAUGAGAUUGAUCUUGCCAUAUAUGGCAAUGAUCCAAAUAAACUAGGCGAGUUCAGGAAAGGCUAUUUCUUGUUCUUGUUUUUUGUAAUCUACGUGAUACCAAGUGUUGUCAUUCUUACGACAUGUGUAAAAAUUGCUAUAAGCCUUCUUCAACCAAUCACUGUGGAGAAUUCUGUAUUUGGAAGAAAAGAUAAUAAUAGAAGACAAGAGGAGAAUAAAAGAAAGGUGGCACGUAUGGUAGUUGUUAUUGCGAUAACGUUCAUCAUUUCCUGGUCACCGCAGUAUCUAGUAAGUGUGAUCAGUCAACUACAGGAGAAAAGUUUUCUUCGAGAACGUAACUUCAUCUUCACCAUGCUUGUCACACAUUUCUGUGGUUUUCUCAACAGUUGCCUGAAUCCGAUUAUAUAUACAGCUAUGAGUCAGAAAUUUCGGAGAAGUUUCCUAGAUAUUUUAAGACAUAUAUGUUUUUGCUUCUCGUGUCCAGCUUUGGCACCAAAUACUUUGAACUAUGUGGCAACGCGUAGAUAUACAUCAACUGUUCGUCAGACGUUUUCUGAAAUAGACGGCAAUCAUAUUCCCCUGAAUGAGAGCAUUUGUCACAGUGAUAUGAUAUGUGGGGCACGUGGAAGUGGAAAUAAAAGUAGUUCGAGCAGUGGAACUGAUUCAGACAUACGACAAAAUCCCAUGUGUGGAAAAAAUACAGUGAAAAAAUAUAUCUUCAAAAACCCCGUUUCAAAUGGACGAAUUAAUAAAGAAAAUGACCCCGAAAGGGAAUAUGUGUUAAGGACUGGUCCUUCACCUAUACUGAAGUUGAAAGGUAUAUUAAAGAACAGUGGUAAUGGUUGCAAUAGUCGAGAUAUCGAAGUCGAGGACAGUAAUGAGUAAUCUCAUUAAAGUUCUAUAAAUACAUGAUCGACUUAUAUAUUAAUAAUCUAUUUGUUAUAUCAUGUAAUCAAAAUCAGUUUUGUAGAUACGCCUAUUUGUGUUAAAAAACCUUCCAAAUACAUUCUUGAAACAUUUGUCCAAUAUGUUUUGGUGACGAGUUGUUUACUAAGUAUGGAACCACUCUAUUUGAGCCGUGCCAUGGGAAAACCAACAUAGUGGGUAUGCGACCAGCACGGAUCCAGACCAGCCUGCGCAUCCGCGCAGUCUGGUCAGGAUCCAUGCUGUUCGCUAACAGUUUCUCCAAUUCCAAUAGGCUUUAAAAGCGAACAGCAUGGAGCCUGACCAGACUGCGCGGAUGCGCAGGCUGGUCUGGAUCCAUGCUGGUCGCAAACCCACUAUGUUGGUUUUCUCAUGGCGCGGCUCAUUUAUCGUAGCACACAAGCAUUAGCUGGAACAAACAUCUAAAGAAGACGUGUUUUCAUUUUCUCCCAUUAUAUGUAAACAACACUCCUCGACUUCUGUGGUAUGAGAUUUGCAAAGAUAAAAAGUGUAAAGAUAUUUCAGAACUGUUUAAACAUAGUUAUUAGUUCCUUUCAAGUAAUUAUACUGCUUAAUUUAGAUAUAUGUUGCCUUUUCGUAUCAAAGAAAAUCUUUAAAUUUUACGUGUCUAUAUGAAGCUUAUCUGCAACUUCAAUUAUAAUGAAAUCGUAUAAAGAAACUCCAAAACGUGUAUUUUCAUUUUGAUUCUCCAAAUAUAAUUUUAUUUACUUUUCUUCUGUAGAUUUGAUAGUAUCGAAAUAGAUGCAUGCGUCAGUAAGAACAAAAGAACACUUCAGGUCUGUCUAAUGAGCUUGUUUUCAAUAAAGGCAAAAAACCCAAAAGGAAAGAACACAUUCCAAGAAUGCAGCGCAAUUUAGGCAACUAUCCUCGUUAAUUAAUUAAUUAGUGUGAAAAUGUUGUGCAUGCUUUUCUCACAAGAUCGUCAUAUCUAAAUACGUCACCUGUGUAAUAAAAUGACCAGUCUCUAUAAAACUCAUUAUAAAACCUUUUUCAUUGUAUUUGACUAACAUAGUAAGGAAUCGUAUGAAAAAGCAUAUAUCAAUUUAUUACAAUGAGUAUAUGUCUUUCAUGACUUGACUGUUUGUCAAAUGCCAGUCACUGUCGUAUCAUAGGAUGUGCAUAUGUGUCCAAAUAACAAGAAA